AUGAACUGGACAGGAGGUCGCUUGCAACGCCAUUCAAGAAACAUCCAUGGCACUUUGGCCAGAAACCAGAAACAGAAAUUUGCUAAGUCAAGGCUCCAGAGCACAAGGAAGGCCCAGAAUGCUUCAUUCGUCGGUGAUUUUGCCAUAUUUGGGUCUCUGAACCAGUCGCAACAGAAGGAGGAUGGGGAAGUCAGGCAUGAAUUAGCGAAAUCUCCUGCUACUCUAUCGCGCUCACAACCGGCUCGAGAUCCGCCCAACCUACCAGAUCAGACGAACACCUCGCAGCUGCCAGAUCGGUUGGAGCAAAUCAAGCGUCGGCUUUUGGAAAAGGCCGACUGGGCAGCUGUUGGAGCAGCACGACCGCUCAAGAUCUCAUUCACACCGGUAGAGGAGGUUGAGCAAUUUGGCAAACGACGCAAGUUGACAGAAUCUGACCGUGCCAGAUUAACCUCUCCCAAUCGGAGGAUUCUGCGGCCUGAGCCUGGAAGAUCUUGUAAAAAGCCUCACCAGAAUGUCUCUUCGGAUAUACCGGGAAUUGAAGGUCUUGAGAUCAGGAUCAACGGGCAGCGGUGUCAUGCUGGCGGGUUGGCUACGACCUGUAAGCGCUACCAGGAUGCUUCGUCCCAGCCGAUGCUUCUAGACAGAGAUGAAUACGUCUUUCCUGACCAAGCAAUUCCAUCAGUGCCCUUAUAUGCACUCCCAGUCAUCAUGAGCUUGACGGCGCUGCAGCAGACACGCAGUCAUUGUCUGGAUGGCUCCCGAAGCCAAGGUGCCGUAUUCAACGACCGUUGA
Messenger RNA from Aspergillus clavatus NRRL 1, 792 nucleotides. RefSeq lists its product as uncharacterized. NCBI's taxonomy places the organism in Eukaryota, Fungi, Ascomycota, Eurotiomycetes, Eurotiales, Aspergillaceae. The record is from RefSeq and is a predicted model, not a curated record. The transcript has 3 exons. The coding region runs from base 1 to 792 and encodes 263 amino acids.